Nerophis lumbriciformis (worm pipefish) is the source of this 2340-nucleotide messenger RNA. The record is from RefSeq and is a predicted model, not a curated record. NCBI's taxonomy places the organism in Eukaryota, Metazoa, Chordata, Actinopteri, Syngnathiformes, Syngnathidae.
AUGGACAAGCAAAGCAAGGUGGGGGAUGAAUUUGUGUGUCCCGAGGCCCUCUGGGGGCCUCUGAGCAACCAGCAGGACAUGGUGGAAAGGAUAUUCCGAGUGUCGGUUACCAACAGCGCCGGCGACGUACCUCACGGCAGAGGCGGCCAGAUCUGGGUGCAACUGCGAGGGUCGGACCGGGACGUGAAAGCCGCAAAGAUCUUUGUGAGAGGACUCGUGAAGCCGGAGGAACAGCAGGAGAUGUCUUACCCAGCGGUCCUCAACUGCAUUUUCUGCGGCGCUAAGGGGUUCUUCAUGGACUGCAUGAUCAAGAGCACGUCAGCGUACAUUGUGGUGGGUUCUCCAGGUUUCCUGCUCAUAUCUGGUCUCGCCGAGCCUGUGGUGCGAGCCUAUUCCCUCAUCGCAGAUCUUUUGGAGAGAUAUAAGGGAGGGCACACCGAAGAACAAGGUUCUGAUGAGUUGUCUCCGCGGGCCUUCAAAGCUCUCGUAGAGAAAUGGCAGGACCGCCACAUCUUGGAUCUCCUCUUACUCCCGAGAUCUGUGAAGGAAUCCCUGCUGGACUUGGUAAAAGAGUUGGGAUUUGAGUCGAACCUGAUGCCAGUUCAAGUGAGUAAAGUCCCUGGGAUGACUUCGGUUGCUCCCGAGGACCAGGCUGAGGUGGGACGAGAGGAGGGGCCGAAGCAGGUGGCGAUCCAAAAAGACGACAAGGUGCAGAAGCUAUCUGCGGCCAACAAGGAUUUCUGGCAUUUGUUGAAAUUCUUCACAGCCAUGGGGUACACGGAGGAGGUGGUGAAAAGGGUUCUUGGGCGAACGGGACCCAAAGAAGCCUCUCAGAUCCUGGACCUGGUUCAGCAAGAGCAGGACAACAGCGACGGUAAUCAUCAGCGCGUGAGGGACUCGCCUUGUGAGACUGAUGACGAAACAGUUGGAGCGGGAGGCGGACGAGGUGUCAGAGAUGUGCCGGGUGAGGUCGGCGAGCGUCUGGGCGUCAGUGCGGAGGAGGACGAUGACUUUGUGAUGGGAGUCCUGAAGAAAGCCGCCGUUAGCUGUGGUUACAUGGAGCACAACGUGGCCAAAGCUUGUAGCAAGUUGCCGGAUGGAUCCACCCAUCUGCUGCUCCUGGAGUUGCAGAAAGAGGCAAACGCUGGUAUGGAAGGCUUGAAGGAGGGCCAGAAAGCUAGAAUGACCGAGGAUGAUGAGACAAGAGGAACCCACCGAGGGAAACAGAACAUGAAGGGUUCAGAAAACGCAAACCAAACGGAACAUUCUGUGAAUUUAGAUUUGCUGUGCACGAAUGACAUCCUAACGCAUCUACCUCCCGACCCUUUAAAAGGACUUCCCGCGCCGAUGAUCCCGUCACAAUCUCUGCCUCAAAGCCCAAGCCGCUCCAAGCAAGCGCUCCAAGAUCAGCGCUCUCCAACAAGACCCAGGGAAAAUGGCAAUGUGGUAGUGACGGGCAAGCAGCGCUUUCUAGAGGGACUUCAGACGCCCUUUGAACUCCAGCUAACCGACCGACCGGGGAACCCUAAUCUGAGGACCAUCAUCAUAGACGGGAGCAAUGUUGCCAUGAGCCACGGAUUAUGCCAAUUCUUCUCAUGUCGCGGGAUCGCUUUGGCUGUUCAGUAUUUUUGGGGGCGGGGUCAUCGGGAAAUCAGUGUCCUGCUGCCCCAGUGGCGACAGAAGAGCGACCCCCGCAACAGAGAGCAGCGCUAUCUAGACGAGCUGGAGAAGCUCGGCCUGCUGUCCUAUACACCCUCCAGGGAGGUCCAGGGCGCCAGGAUCAGCUCAUAUGACGACAGAUUCAUGCUGCAACUCGCGCAAAGGACAGGCGGCGUGAUUGUGACCAAAGACAAUAUGAGGGACCUUUUGAAAGAGUCGGCCCAGUGGCGGGACAUCAUCAAAAAGAGACUGCUUCAGUACACGUUUGUUGGAGAUCAUUUCAUGGUUCCAGAUGACCCUCUAGGAAGAGGAGGACCUCAUUUGGAUGACUUCCUCCUUUCAGAUAAGAGGACACCCGACCCAGGGAACAGUUCAUUUGCUGGCAUGGCCACGAAUCCCCCUCCCUUUGCUAAAGUACACAAAUUCCCUGAAAGAACCCCAGGUGACGCUCUGAACGGAGCGUCGGGCGAGGGGCUGAUAGUGGGCCACCAGCACCCUGAGUCCAGUGCUCAAGCCAGUGACGCGAAUCGUCCCGACCGAACAGUUGAGGCCACGGCGAGACUAAGGGAAAGUCUUUGUCAGGUUUUUCCUGGUCAGGACAACAUGGUGGUUCUGGUUCUGCAGAGCCACCCAAAAGAGAAUGACCUCAACGUCCUUUCAGCACUUCUUCUGGAGCAGUAA